ACUUGCUGUGCAGUGACAGUUUUGUCACGGGCUUGUUUGCGGGUCGGCAGACUAUUAUCACGCGCCUGCUAUGUCGUAACAUGCGAGCAUCUACGUAAAUAUCCACUGCCUGGACAAGACUAAUGAAACAGUCGCGGCGACAAUAAUCAUCCGUGCGCGCCAGCCCUUAUGAUUUGUUUGUUCAUAUGUACUUGGUGCCUACAUGUAUGAGCAAUUUCCCUGAAACCUGCAGUUUCCAUGCGUGCAAUGCCCACGCGAAACUAUCUCUCUGCGCAGACAUGGUGUGCACUUAUAUUUACGAAGACUGAUCUUUGCGAUUGGACGGGUCUUUACAAUUGUAUCGAUGCAAUAGGUAAAUAGUGGCCUCUUACAUCCGGGCUCAAAGAUUUCAUAGUUCAGGUCAAUAUCUUUAAGAUGUGUAGUGUACGUCAACACAACUAGUUCUUGUUUUCAUUUAAAAUUCCGUCAUUCACUUGCACCUCUGUGCGUGAGGGAGCCAUUUUGUAAACAGUUGACAUACUGUGCAGAAGUGGAAUAACUUGGCUCAUCGGCAUCUUUGAUAGUACCAGGUAGUGGCAUGUGUGUUUGUUUAUUGUGUCUGUGUCACGGGUACUGGUAGUAUGGGAACAGUGUGAGAAAUAACGUGUCAUGGAACUAAUAUUUUUAGGGACAGCGUCGUGUUAUCCAACAGCAGACAGAAGCGUUUCUUGUACCCUUUUACGGUUUGAAGAUGGUAGAAUCUGGAUGUUUGAUUGUGGAGAAGGGUCUCAAGUUCAGUUACAGAAGAGCACAGCAAAGCCAGGACGUAUAGAGAAGAUAUUCAUAACUCAUCUUCAUGGAGAUCACUUGUUUGGUCUGCCUGGCCUGCUUUGCACUCUGUCAAACAACAUGAGUGAGAGCAAGAAUGAUUUCUUGCUGGAGAUUUUUGGCCCCCAUGGAUUGAGAAGAUAUGUAAGAGAAUGCUUAAGUCUGUCAAGAUCCAUGUUGAAUUUCAACUAUGUGGUUCACGAGUUGAUGAUAGCUCAACAUCAAUAUCCUGACGAUUGGCAAGAUUGGAAAGUGGACAGCGAUGACAACGGAUGUCUACACCCGCAGGAGAUUGGAGGUCGAAGUAUAGUGUGUGAUGACAGUGGUGUGUGGGAAGUUUUCAGUGGGCAGAGCGCAACUGUGCUGGCGGGUGCUGCCUUGCACAGCAUCCCGUCAUUCGGAUUUGUGGUGACGGAAGCGGACAGCCCUGGACGGCUUGACGCUGAGAAGCUGAAGCAACUCGGUGUGCCCCCUGGGCCCCUCUAUGGCAGGAUCAAGGCAGGCCACAGUGUCGAAAUAAAUGGAAACACUAUAGAACCGUCAAGUGUGUUGGGACCGAAGAAAAAUGGUCGUAAGGUAACCAUUGUUGGAGACACCUGUGAUGCUUCCAGGAUGAAGAAGAUUGCUCAAAAUAGUGAUGUCGUAGUACACGAGGCGACCCUGGAAGAGGCUCUCAGGGACAAAGCCCUGGAAAAUGGCCACUCCACCCCUGCAAUGGCUGCCCAGUUUGCAAAGGAUAUCGGAGCCAGGGUCCUCAUACUGUACCAUUACAGCCAGCGAUACCGGCAGACUGCAGAUGAUGCUGAAGGGGAUGUGGACUGCGUCGCUAAGCUGUUAGCAGAAGCCGAGGCCGCCUUGUCGGACUGCGAUUCCUGUUCGGUUGUAGCUUCAAGGGACCUCAUGGAGAUUCCUGUCAAAAGGCGAGAAUAGCUGCGAACUGUACAUCUGUCUGUUUAUUCUUUGCCAGGCAGGAAGUGUGUGUAUAUUUGUAAUCAGAACUGUUGUUUUUACUAUUUGUUCAAUAGCUUUUAUGAAAUUUGACUUUGUGGCCUGAUGGUGUAAUGCAGUGUAUCAGAACUAAUGAUAUUUUAAUAUAUAGAUUCAGAAACAAAUUGUUCUUUGUACCCUUGCCACUUCUUCAUUACCAGUUCCUGCAGACUGAUGGAUGUCUAAACAUCUAUGGGAUACAAAGUGCCACAAUGAAUCUCAGAGGAGUUUGUGCUGUUUUGAAACUUCUCAGAAGAAUAAAAACUGUGUGGUAAAUUGAGAUUCAGACCUGGGCUCUUGCCUUUCACAGGCAGUGCUGUUACCGACUGAGCUCCCUGGACACAGGUCACAAUCUGCCCUUACAGCUCUACUACUACUACUGGUGAGUUGCACACAGGUAGCUCAGUACAUAAGAGCAUUGCAUGUGAAAGGUGAGGUCCUGGGUUUGAGUCUCAAUCCAGUGCACAGUUUUAAUUUGCCAACACAUUUCAUUGUGUGCUGUCAGAAUACUGAAGUGCCCAAACAAAUCUUCAUUUGUAGUUUGGCUGUUGUCAGACCCGGCAAAAUAAAAUAGAAAAUCCUAAUGUACUUCGCUUAGUUUAAUUCCAUAAUGUAAUUUUUUGGGGUAACUCAUCAAGCUAAAUUAAAGUUUACUUAGUUCAAAAAUCUGUUAUGUGAAUUAAUAGUAGUGUGAACUUAAAAACAUUCUGCAGUGACCUUCUCAAGAAACUGGUGUACUGUCUGCUGAUUACUAAUCUAUUUGUUCAUCAAUGAGUUUUUUUAUAAAUGUUUUUCAAGUCAGUGAUAAAAAUAAGAGUAAUCUUCCUAAAGAUUUUUACCCCAGAUAGGUGCCCAUUAUUCAGGAACAAACAUUUGCUGUAACUUGCCAGUAACCCUAAAAAGUUUAUUAGCAAUUAAAGUUCAUUUAAGAAGAAGCUGGGAGAGGAGCUGAUAAUAUGAAACACCUUCUGCUCCAUUGUCAACUUUGUUAGGAGCACCACAUGGAAUUUGUGUUGUUAAUGAUGUCAUUUAGUGCAGCAUUGUGAUCAGUGGAAGUAAGUUCUGUAGUUUGAUACUGUUUGGCGACAAUGGCAUUGAAAUUGCCUACCUCUGUGUAUUGUACCUUUACAUGUUUAAUGAAAAGAGGUAAGAUUUUUAGACUUACUACACAUCCACAUGGUCCAUUUCAUUUGAGAUCUGUGAAAGGGACAUUAUAUCUCUUUUUCUGAAUAUGUAUUGCAUAAUUUUUGAACAAAAAGGACAUCUAAUCCUAAACACUAUAACGUUCUUUCUAAUUCUAUGUAUUGAUAUGACAAAUUAAGUGUACCCAUUAAAGUGUGUAAGGAGUGGUAAUUUGUACUGGGAAAGUGAAGUUAUUCCAAAAACUUUUCCUGGAAACACACGAUUUUUAAUUAGCAGACAAGAUUCAAAUUUUAAAGUUCCGUUGAUAACGAUAUGUGGAAAGUUGAUUAUUACCAUCAUUUUGGACAUGAAAAACUCCCAAUGAAAAUAAGUUGUCAGAAACUACUUUGUUAAAACCCAAGAGCAAGCUACAGUUUUGUAGAUACACUGCAUCUAGUGUCAUGAUGGGUGCAGAGUAAAGGUGAAAAUUGGAGAGAACUGUUGCCUCUAAUAAGAGAACUGCUACCACAAAAAUGACUGCUGAGAUUGAUAUGCAUCUAGUGCUAUGUCUCUGAAUGAUUAUACUUUAACAUUGUUUUCUACUGCAGGAUGAUUUUAUGCGUGGAGAAUUGAGGAGAAUCAUACAGGCUCAAAUUUUUUUCUCCAUGUUUAAAUUACCUUGACUGGUUCCUCUAAAGAAUCUUGUAAUUAUAUUUUUGUUCCUAAAUGGUCAUUUACAAGAUCAUAUGUACACAUUAUUGGAUUGUAGAUUGGUUUAUGUUACAAUUUUCUUGUGAUUACUCCUUUUGUUUUCAUGAUGGAUUAAUUGAGGUCUUGCUGGUAUUAAGCCUAGUUGUUUACAUUUUGUGUCUCCCUGGUUCCUACUUCUGAAUUGGCAGAAUUUUUUUUUUAUAUUUACGGCUUGCUAUUUAUGCAGGCUGUAGCUCUCCUCACAGACUUAGCCAACACCUAUGGCCACCACUACACAGUUCAGGCCAUGGCGCUGUUGCCCAAGCAGCACCACGUGGAGCUCUUUUGUUUGCACUUUAGUGUUGUGUUUUAUUUACUUACAGCAAUUAGUUAUUUUUUAAGAAAAUUUACUGGAGCUUGGAAGUAGGAAAUCUCAAAUUUAUGGUAUGAUUUAAGAUAGGGAAGAGUAGACAUAGAAAUCCUUCCACCAACACCAUGUGGGGAAGGGGACUUGCUAUUGAACUUUAAGUCCAGCGGCCACAUGUGAUGCUACACAUCCACACAAACAUCCCUCUUUGGGAAAGCUCAAUUUGUUCAGUCCAUGCGGAUCUAAUCUAUGUUGGUGUUGUUUGGUAGAGUGCUGUGUGAGUUGAUGGUUGUUAGGUUAUAUAACUACUACUACUACUACUACUACUACUACUACUACUAUUACUACUACUACUACUACUACUACAGUAGGUAGCAAACAAAUUCUACUUGGCUUUGAAACAAUAUCCUGCCUAAGUGUGACGUAAUUAAGUUAUAUACUGUUCCUUCAUCGUUGUAGGUGAAAUAACAAGCCACCACUGACAUUGACAACAAACAUUGUAAAAUUAUUUUGUUGAAUAAAACUAGACUUUUUAAGUAGUGGACCCAUUAAUUUUGUAUGACUGUGUAAUAUGCAUUCUCUGUUCGUUUUGUGUACAUACUCUGAUUUUGCUUGCUUGCUUUAUAUGAAACUGAUAUUACAUUCACAUUAUUAUAUGUAGAACAAUGUGUUAUUUAUGUAAUCACUUAACAAUAUUGGGUACAGGUUUAAUGUGGGUACUAGAACAAUAUUCUAAUUAUGUCUACUAUUAAUUAGUUCCAUCCGUAAGUCUUAGUGUAAUAUUCACAUGAGCAGUUGGGCAUAUUUUUACAUGUUUUAUGUUAUGUUAUGUAUGUUUUGUAUGUCUGUGACAGUGACAACACUGAGAUAACACUCAUUUCAUCGUAAUUAUUAGAGUACUUGAACUAUGUGUCAGCCUGUCUUGAUUUUUCUGCACCUUCUGUAUUGAGUCUGAUUGUACAUGUCAUGUCCCACUUUUAGAUGUUGCUGGUGAUUGCAUUCAAUUGUGUUAAUGCAUCUGGGUUCCUCAGUGCAGCAUAUAGUGUAGUCUGUGUUAUUAUGUAAGUACCUGUAUGUAAUGCAUUUCAAAAUGAAGUGUUCAGGAGAACCAAUUUCCCCACAUUGGCAACAACUGCUUUCUGAAGGUGAUGUGCUGCAGGCGUGUGGGAUAAGAGCCAUAUCCAGUCACAAAAUGAACCAUGCCUCAGCUGGGGUUGACUUGGUGCAAACGUGACCACUCCCUGAUAUUGGGGAAAAAAUAAAAAUACUUGAUGGCCCUUAUCACUCUCAUCUCUCUCUUGUUGCCAACACACCAAUUUUUUUAGUUGGAACUAUCUUCUUUGUACUGCCAAGUGAUCAGCAAAACUUUCUCAGGUCUACCCAUCUUCAGCCAAUACGUUGCAGCCCAAUAGCUGACAGUUAUAUCGAUCAGGUAUAUUACGAGCUUCACGUACGGUGAAUCAACUGAUGUAGUGUGAAUUGUCCCAGAUAGUCUAAGUAGCACGUGCCUGUGCUCCGGCUUACCAGUGAAUCUGUUUGUGACGAAAGCAAGUCUGUGUGUCCAUGUACCAGCUGCAAAGCCCUACACUGACUCAAAAAGUACGCAGUGGUACAUUCUUAUGUAUGCGAGUGGUAGUCUCUCAUGUUGCAUUUAAUGUCUCUAGUUUGUGAAGUGUACUUUUGGGUUUGUAUGUGAUUAGUCGUAUGUGUUUGUUGAAGCUGUGUUGUUUGCCAGUGUGUACACCAAGAUAUGUAGUUACUACUUCAUGUAUAGUGUUUGUGUUGCUUUGUGAAUAAACUUUAGUGCUGGGUCGAUUACCUUAGUAAAAUUAUACGUGUCUUGAAGAGUGGCGAUGAAGCAGUUCCUGGUCCAUCAGUGCAAUGCCAGUUACUCUUUCCACUUGUCUGAGAAGGGCAAGAGUUAGCACCUUAGAGUGGAACAAGAAAAAUGUCGCCAAAUUUUGUGAUUGGUAGAGCAAGAAUAAAGAGUUGAUCCAUCCUAUCUCUCAGCUGACAAGACCUACCAUUACAUACACAGAAGUGAGUUUCAUCUAUGUGAAAAAAGUGCAGAUUUUGCAAAGAGAAUCCUGUGAAAUCACCAGAAAAGCCCAGCAAAGAGGGGUGAAUUUCAGUUCAUAUUUUUCAGCUAAAUUUUUAGUGUGGGACGCCUACAUACUGCUCUUGUUCCUGGUAUAGUGCAAAUGUUGGCAACGCCUGUGCUCAUAUCGUUGGUGUCAGUUAGUUGGAAACAAGCUUAUGGUGAACUGAUUAGUCUUAAAAUGAGAAAAUAUGAAUGAAAUUGCAUUAUUUUUACACAUACCUUUUUGGUGAGGUGUCUAUGUUUAUGCCGUAAAUAAUAAACAUCAGAAUAACAUAUUUCACAGAUGGCAAGAAUUAUUUGCACUGUGUAGACAGCCAUUACUUUAGGAUUUCUAUCACUGAUAUGUCUGUAUGGUGCAAUAUUUUCUUAAAUGUGGAUUGUUGUGUUAGUGACAGACAGCAAUGUAUUAUUCACGUUUAAUGGAUAACCCGUUAUUAAUUUUUUACUUACCUUGAAUUUUGCGUUUCCAUUAUAGUUGUAUAUAUUUUAAGCAGUUCGGCGUUUUUUUAUGUUACGACAGUUAUAACUGGGUCGGUCUGCCACUUAGGGACCGAAGAAGACCUCAGUAGUUUGGUCCCAUAAGAUCAUACCAUGAAUUUCCAUUUUGUCUAACUUAUGGAAAUUUGUUAAAUGAAAGUAUGAUCGCAAAAAAUUACUAUACAAUAGUGAAUUUUUGUUCCGAUGAGAGACUAAUUACAUAUGUUGCAUAGAAGGCCCGUUCUUUAGUUUGUGCUAUUACAGUAUAUUGCCGUUUCUAUUAUUCGUGUAUAUAGCACUUUGUUGUUUAUUAUUAUUAUUAUUAUUAUUAUUAUUAUUAUUAUUAUUAUUUCAAUGUGGAAUGUUGGCAAAGGUGUGGACUGCUACAAAUAAUUCAAGUUCUACGGAUGGCUCAUUAUCGUUUUUCUAUUUCUGCUCCAUUUUGAUGUUUUUUAACAAUGUACGCAGGCAAUUGGGUGUGUUUUUUAUGUUGAAGCAAUUGUUAUGGGAUCUGUCUCAAUUGUGGAAAUUUGUUAUGCGAAAGUGUGAUCGCAAGUAAUUUGUAUACAUUAGUGAAUAUUUCUUCAGAUGCAUGUAAGCAGUCUGGCGUUUUGUGAUGUAAAAGUUAUGAUGUAUGUCUAAAUUACGAAUGUAUUUGUUCUUGAAAAUCUGAUCGGAAGUAAAUUGUAUACAGUAGUGAAUUCUGGUUGUGAUACAAAAGGCACAGAUGGGAUGCAAUGGAGCUGCAGUAAAGAGUUAGUUUUAGCAUUGGAAAAAAAAAUGUGGUAAAUGGAUGCAAAUUAUCACAAAAAUUCUGCAAUUAACUUGUCUCUGGGUCAAAAGGUGCAGAAAUUUUUAUUACUAAUGAACUACAGCUAUCCGAGAAGACAGUAGUGAAUUGGAAAAGCUUUUGCAGAGAAAUAUGUACUGAAAUGUGCAACAACGAAAGUUAAGUUGGUGGGUGGGGAGUCACUAUCAAGAUGGAAGAGGCUUUGUUCGGGAGAAGAAAAUAUGGCAGAGGCAACAAAAAUGCAGGAAGGUGGGUUUUCGGAGGAAUCAAGAGGAACCCACAAGGGUUGUUUCAAAGCUUUUCUCAAAUGUAUGAAGGAGUUGCUGUUUGGUGUCGUAAAGAAAUACAUCCUUCUAGGAUUGACUGUCAUUUCUGACUGUUUCAUAUUGUACAAAUGCUUGAACAAUGAAGGAUUCAAGGAUUUUUACAGUAAACCAUGAAGUGACAUUAAAGAUCCUGAAAUGGGUGCGCACACCAACAGUAUCGAGGGCACCUGGUCAGCCAUGAGGUGAUCUCUACACGGCACCAGACAGACAGACAGACAGAC
Messenger RNA from Schistocerca gregaria, 7888 nucleotides. RefSeq names its product zinc phosphodiesterase ELAC protein 1-like. The transcript is spliced from 8 exons. The coding region runs from base 649 to 1737 and encodes 362 amino acids. Gene Ontology annotation, molecular function: 3'-tRNA processing endoribonuclease activity. The record is from RefSeq and is a predicted model, not a curated record. Lineage: Eukaryota; Metazoa; Arthropoda; Insecta; Orthoptera; Acrididae. Gene Ontology annotation, cellular component: nucleus.